UAUUUUUAGCCGGUACUGGAGAUCUUACGUACGGCAUCCCCACCCGAGCUUUGUGAUAUUUUUCGUGCCCCCACCCAGCGCCAGGUGCCGGGCGAGGCGGGCGGGGGCCGGGGCUGCGCACGGAGGAUGCGCGGCCGCGGAGCCGCGCCGGGAUCGGGAGGGAGGCUACAAGUGGCUACCAGAAUGAUACCCGCCAUGCUUUGUAACGUGGUGUUCCUGCUGGCAUUUGGAUGGGCUUCAGCUUUCAACCACAGCCCCAGGACCCCGGACAGGGUUUCUGAAGCAGACAUUCAGAGGCUCCUCCACGGGGUCAUGGAGCAGCUGGGCAUCGCCAGACCCCGUGUAGAAUAUCCAGCACACCAGGCUAUGAACCUAGUUGGUCCACAGAGCAUUGAAGGUGGUGCACAUGAAGGUCUCCAGCACUUGGGUCCUUAUGGCAAUAUCCCAAACAUCGUGGCUGAGCUGACAGGAGAUAAUAUACCAAAGGAUUUCAGUGAAGAUCAAGGAUAUCCUGACCCCCCAAAUCCCUGUCCUAUUGGAAAAACAGUCGAUGAUGGAUGUCUAGAAAACACCCCCGACACGGCGGAGUUCAGCAGGGAAUACCAGCUGCACCAACACCUUUUUGAUCCAGAGCAUGACUACCCCAACGUGGGCAAGUGGAGCAAGAAUUUACUCUUUGAGAAGAUUAAUGGUGGUCCAAAAAGAAGAAAGAGGAGUGUGAACCCAUAUCUGCAAGGACAGCGACUGGACAAUGUUGUAGCGAAGAAGUCUGUUCCACAUUUUUCCGAAGAAGACAAGGGUCCUGAAUAAGUACAAUAAAAAUGAAUGAUGAAAACUCAUGCCAUCCUUUGCUAGAUCGUAAUAUUGCUUAUAUAUAAUCAUCUAUUAAAAUCCUUGUGAAUGGCAGCAUGUUUAUUAUUUAUAUAAUUGUAGAUGAAAAACAGCUGUAUUUAUAACAGUAUGUUCUCCUAGAUAACAAAAAUAUGGUUCUGCUUUUCGUUAAGCUAUGGUAAAAGGACAUUUCUGUUGUUUUUAUUUUAGUCAUGGAGCAAACUUUUAAAAUGUUAGUCAUUUUAAUAGCUAACGUGAGGUAAAUGGUCUUAAUGAGCAGCUUGUAAAUAGGAAGAUGUAAAAAAAUGCCCUGUCUGACUCCAGAAUUUAAUCUUAAAUGUUACUAUGUUUGACACAUGAAAAUUAUAGUUUUAUGUUUUGUUCACAAAUAUUGUUACUUAGCAAAGACAAAGUAUUUAUUUUACCCAGAGAAUUUUGGCUUUUGGUCUAUUUUAAUAAACAUUUAAGCAAUCUACAAGGUUUGCAAACUGACGUUUUCCAAAAUAUUUCAUAGGCUCAUCUGUCUCAGUUAUUUCUGUGCAAAUUUAAAAAUUAAAGAGCUGCUUUUUUUUAAUCUGUCCACUGGAAUACUUUUCUGUUAGUUUUAAUCAUUCCAUGUCCACAACUUUCCUGAACCCUUGUGCAUUUUCCUUCAUUAUCAAUGGCACUUUGGGGUGGGAGUUAAUCUUCCCCUCUGUUCUUUUGUCUUAGUAAAGGCAGCAUUUGUGCAUAAUGAAGUGCUUAAAUUAAGUGUCCCUGGGAUAUAAGUGAAGAUGGAGACAGUUAUCUGUGUUAAUAAGGUUGUGCCAAUAUCCUCUGAAUGCAAAUCCAGGAUGUGAAGGUCAUAGCAGUUGAUGAUCUUCUGAAAAGCUUUGAUACUCCAAUAACACUGGUAGCUAUCACUGUUCUUGAAGUCACUCCAGGAGGCUUUAAACUGCCUUUUUGCCCCUAGGACCUGAGGAACUUUAUAUGGCAGCAAACUGAGCUCUGGAUUUCUUAAAGAUGAGAAUACAAAAUUAAAUAAAAUUGUUGUUAUUUUCAGGGUGCAUCUGAAAUAGCACAAGCCAAACAAGCCAUGUACAUGUGGCAUUGGAAUUAUAGAAAAUAGCAUUAGCUUUGAACUUCAAACCUAUGAAAAAAAAAAAGUCUAGUUUUCUUCCGUGUCCUACAAAGAGACAGUGAAAUAACAGUGACCUCUUAGAUAAAACAGGUGAGACAGUAACAGAAACUAAAGGUCCUAGCUACGUAUGAUUAAACUUAACAACAUCACAAAUAUGACUGUGUAUGGUAUUUGCUUUUUCUUUCCUACCAGUAAGUAAUUCACAAUAAAUUAUAUAUGCAGAGA
Messenger RNA from Cygnus atratus (black swan), 2176 nucleotides. RefSeq names its product secretogranin V (gene SCG5). Gene Ontology annotation, cellular component: secretory granule. NCBI's taxonomy places the organism in Eukaryota, Metazoa, Chordata, Aves, Anseriformes, Anatidae. The transcript has 6 exons. Gene Ontology annotation, biological process: neuropeptide signaling pathway; regulation of hormone secretion. Gene Ontology annotation, molecular function: enzyme regulator activity. The record is from RefSeq and is a predicted model, not a curated record. Bases 127 to 810 code for a protein of 227 amino acids.